AGUGUUGCAACAAUGGCCGAAAACACAAACAACGGUAAUUCUUUCCGCGGAUUAUCCGCGAAAACACGUGAUUAGUGCUCCAUCGCGCGUGGCCGAUUAUUUCAGGACGACAGUGCAGUGGAAUAAUAAACAUCGCUCUUUGAAUUUCAUCUUAAAGUGUUUAUGUUGCCGGCUAAUAAUAACAUUAGUCUACUUUAUCUGCGCGUCUUGGAAGUUUCUAAUUUUAGGGCGUUCAUUGAGUCGAUUGAAAUAAGACAAUGUGGCGAAUUUAGUGGAGUAGGUGCGAAAAAUGUUCUCUUCGUUCAAACUUCCCACUCUGAGGCCCAGGACGAGAAGCAUCUCGGGUCCCAGUGCGACCAGCGGCGAAACUUCCCUGCUGUGUAAACCGCCAAAAACCCCUGUCGGAUCGCCUAAACAGAAACAUCAUAGAAAGAGGAACUCCGAGGUGGACCCGUGUCCGAGCAUCGCGUCCUUCCGGCCGGGCUCCGUAGCCCUGACCAGCGACCAGCUAAUGCCCGGCGAUCGGAUAUACAGCGUGAAUGGGAUCACGACGUCCAGGAUGCGGCCGGAGGAGGUGACCACCCUACUGGACAACGUGGACGGCAACGCUAUGCUGGAAAUUGAAUAUUCAUUACCGAAUUACGCUUCGCAGAAUUCCCUCUGCGUGACCUCAAAGGUGACGGAAGUGACAAUAGAACGAAUCGACGGUUCGCUCGGCAUCACCCUGAGGGGCGGUUUGGUUCCGGAUCACCCCCAUCUCAGCAGGCCCCUCGUCAUUACACAAGUUCGACACAACGGUCCAGCCCACAGAAGCGGUUUGAUACGCGUAGGCGACAGACUGCUCAAGGUGGACCAACACUCCCUAAUAAACAAGACCCUCCUCGAGGCCCAACAAAUUCUAAAGGAAAACACCCAGUCCAACACCCACAGUAUCAUUCUCACAACGCUGACCGUUGAAUACGACGUCAGCAUCAUGGAAUCGGUGAAGUACGCCACUGGGCCUCUGCUCUUGGAGAUAGACAGGCAGAUGGAAGAAGAUUUCGGACUGGUGCUCACCAAUUGCUGCGAGCUGGAGCCUGACGAUAUUCUCACCGCUGGGUACUACGUGGAGAACAUCAUACCGGCUAGUACUGCAGACAGAUGCGGCGCAUUAAACAUAGGCGAUCAACUCCUGGCCAUAGACGACUUAAUGCUGGAAUCGUGGUCGGGCAGUCCGCAGGACGCCGAAAGACUCUUGAGAAGGGCCACCAAGCUGCAGAUUUUACCGGUUCAUGCGCAUCGCAGAACGACGUCUAGGAACAAUUACGGCCAGUAUACCGCCAGUCCCAGCGUGGCAGGAUUCAGCACGCUGAACUCCAGGAGGUCAAGGACCAACAGGAACCGCACCAACAGGCAGAGUUCCAUCAACAAGUCCUUCGAUACCGACUGCGGCAGCAACUACUGUGGAUGCUCAAACAACAUGGGGGGUGUGUCACAUCCAGAAUCCCUAAGUGUCACCCUUACCUCGGAAAGGGGGCACGGCUACGGUUUGGCGGUUUCUGUAGGAGAUCACACUGAGAACCGGUCGGCCGACAUCCUCAUAUCCAGGAUAGCCACGGACUCGCCAGCGUACAGGUGCGGCUGCCUCCAAGUCGGCGACCGGCUCAUCUCCGUCAACCACCAGCCGAACUUGACCCUCCAGGAGAUCAACUCCAUCUUAGAGCUGGGGAACGAACCCAACGCCACGGGCAAGGUAACCUUACAGGUGGAGUUCGACGUUGCGGACACGAUCGUCCCCUCUAGCGGCAUAUUCACGGUGAAGCUGGCCAAGCGCGGUCCUGGACUGGGCAUCACGAUCACAGCCUCAAAAACUCGCCCAGACGAACCUUUCAUCAUUUCGGAGAUCCGCAGGGGCUCCAUAGCCCACCGCACAGGCACCCUGCACGCCGGAGAUCGCCUGCUGGCCAUCGACAAUCGUCAGCUGGAUCACAUGACCAUAGAGUCGGCCUUCGACAUCCUCCAGACGUCCACCAACGAGAUAGUCACCCUGAAAGUGGAGAAAACCGAAACCGAGAACGCCAAUUUGUUCCUGGACAGCGUGGUGUACACCGUCGAAUUGCACAGGUACGGCGGACCGCUGGGUAUCACCAUCUCUGGGAGCGAGGAUUGCGUGGAUCCCAUUAUUCUGUCGAGAUUAACGGAAGGCGGCUUGGCAGAGAAAACUGGUGCUUUACACGUGGGGGAUAGAAUAUUAGCAAUAAAUGGUGAAAGUUUGGAACACAGGCCCUUGUCAGAUGCUAUAAGGUUGCUUCAGACUUCUGGAGACAGAGUACAGUUGAAGAUAGCAAGAAAUAUCAAACCUACCGAAAACGGUAUGGAAGAACCAAGAUGCAGCUACUCUAGCCCAGGGCUAAUGAGUGUGGACAGCGCAAUACAUUCUUGGGACAGCAACACUGUGGAUAACACCAAUGAUAACGCCACAGAUAUCCCCGAGAUAAAAGACGUGGAAAGCGUCCUAAGCGAACCCCUUUCAUAUCAAGAUCAAGACAAGGACCUGACCCUCACCAAAAACAGGAAGCGCGAUUCGCAGCUCCAAUACUACUCAGACACCGAGGAGAUAUUCUGCCCGAGUCCCCUGCCUCUGCCAAAUUACAGCUUCACAAACACCAUGAAAUAUGAGAACAGUUUCGCGCAAUCGCCCAAUAGUUUUAUAGACAGGCUGCCCGGCACCUACAGCAACGAGAGCAUGUUGGACAACGAAAUCUACCACGUCACGUUAUACAAAGAUUCCAUAUACGACGAUUAUGGAUUCAGUGUCAGCGACGGCCUCUACGAGAAGGGGGUCUACGUGAACAGGAUUAGAAAAGGGGGACCGGCGGAUAUUGUCGGUCUAUUGAAACCCUACGACCGGAUUAUACAGGUAAACGACACGAAAACGCAAGAUUUCGAUUGCUGCCUGACAGUCCCCCUUAUAGCAUCUGCCGGAGACAGAAUAGAAUUAGUUGUAGCAAGAAACCCCUAUCUGAAUUACCCAGAAAAAGUAAGUUAUAAAAAUACGCGAAUGAGCACUGUAGCUUAUAUUGUUUUUUUUUUGCAGGACCUCCAAGAUAGUAUGUCGAAGAAGUCGUUUUCGGCCAGCCAGAACACAAUAACAAAGACUUUGUAAUUUAUUUAUUAAAAUAUAAUUCCAGAUUCUAUAUUAUAAAAAUAUUUAUUUUUUAGUUAAGAUAUAUUCAUAUUUACAUGAUAUUCCAUAAAUACAAGUUUGAAGUAUACAAUACUGUAGUUUUUAUAAGUUAAUAUCUACAUUUUAUACAAUAGCUAUAUUAAAAAAAUAAUAAACAAUUAUAAUUUAACUGAUAUCUUAACGAGAAAAAUAAAUAAUAUAUAAUUAUAUUUUUUCACUAUGAUUCGUAACUCAGAUUCAAACAUGAUUAUGGAAAGAACACAAUUCGAUGUAAAUUAGAUUCUCCUCUUCCAUUCUCAAAAUUAAUAAAGUUAUGGUUCUAUAAAAAAACGUAUCAAUUAUUUACAUAAGACAAAUCGCGCGCAGCAUCCCAAAUCGCGAUAUAGGGUGGUCCAAAAAUAAACAAUACUUCCAAGUAAUGGCACAUUUUUUAUUCAUAACAGACAACUAAGGUAAGUAUUUACUGUAGCAUAAAAUUCUCAAAAAUCAUAUUCUCGAGUUUCCUCCUCCAGUUUCUCUGUCACAAUCUGAAAUAAGGUUACUAAGUACCGCAAAUUUAUUUUUACGAACAGCAAAUCGAUUAAAAAUGACGUAUUUGGAUGAAAAGAAAUAAAAAUACUUAUAAUAAUUUGUUAACUGUUAUGUCCGUUUGAUCAGAACUUAUUUUUAUAAUUUAAUGUAGCAAAUGAAUGACAUUAAAAAAAUUACCUGAUCUAACCUACCUUCACAAAAAUUAAUUCUACAUAGGUAAUGUUAGUUUAGGUCAGAUUAAGUUUUUAUGUAUUUAUUAUACAAAAAAAAUACCCAAAUGUAUGCAGAAAUUGAUCUUGAGAUAAUUCACAUAAGUUAAUUAUACCAGUUCUAAGAGAGCACUGUGAAUCCAUGAAAAUGAAACAUAUAGUUUAUUUUACAAUUCCAAAUUAGUUACAUUUAUUUAUAUUUAUAUUAUUCCAUAUCACAUGAUUCGUAUGAAUGGGUAAGCGAAGUAAAGCAGGACUUAGUAACCUUAGACAUCAGACAAAGAGGAUAGACGAGUGAGAGAGGGGUAGAAAAUUACUGGUAUGGCGACCAAAGGCAGUUUAUAUACGAAAUGGUAUAUGUACAAAUACAUACCGUUUUUUUGGUUAUUAUUCUUAAGAAAACGGAAAAUAGUUUCCAUGGACUGCUAAAUCUCUAAUUGCAUGUAUUUUAAAAGACAUUAGUACAGAGUUGCAGACAGUGAUGACGCGUGGUGUACAGGUUACAAUUUUGAAAUAUUUUUUUUAAACUAGGUUCACCCGGACAAAAAUAACCCCAGAUUCGUGUUCAGCCCACUCGAAAAUAGAGGACAAGGAAAAAUUGCACGAGAACUUUUACGCUAUAGUAAAUAAUACUGUAAUGGAUAUUGUCUUGAACUUUUAAGGAAAAAUUCCUCAUUCAACAAUAUUAUAUAUACAUAUACAAAAUAAUAAUAUAUAAUAACAAUAAAGGAUAAGUGUCACAGAUACAUUACAGAAAAUCUUAGUAAUGUAAAUAAAUGUGCCAAAAUACUGCAAUUGCAAUUUAUUACAGGGUGUAUACUCGAAUGGGAAAAAAACAGGAAAAAAUGUAAUUAUCAAAGAAAUAUCAGGUAGUUUUUCAAGUUUCCUGGAAAAUUUUAAAACUUACUGUAAUCGGUCCUUAUUUACCAAGUGCGGCCACUGGAUGUCACAAAAUUAUUCUGUUAACAUAUAUUUUUCUUUAUUUCUCCCCAAAAUAAGAAAAAAAAUGCCACAACCAUGGAAUGUUUAGAAUAUAGAAACGCUUCAAAAUGAAAAAAUUUUGCCUACCUUUUUUUUAAAUUACCCAUUUUCAAGUAAAAUCAAAUUUUAAAGUUCCUGGUCUUAAUUAAAUAAGCUAAAAAUUCUUGCAACAAAAAAGCUAGAACAAAAUUUUACUCAAGCUCUCCAAUUUUACCCACUCCUGAAUAAUUCUAAUUCACAGUAACCAUUUUUUUUAUAAAUGAUAAAAGUGAAACGCUUGUGUAAAUUUUUUAUGUUUGUCUUUAGGUUUCAACUUUACUCGAAAAAAUUUUUUCGGGAAUCUCAACUUGAACACCCUAUAUAUCGGAAACUAAACACUUAUCGACCUACAUGCUAUUAGAAUUUAGCCAAAAAUCCCAUAUAUUUUUCGAAAAAUAUGUCUUCAAUAAAUAUACUCAUAUCUAGAUUGCUCUUAUUUUGGUGUUCAGAAAGCAAAUAUUAUUAGAAUUUUUUUAAAUCAAAUCACGUUUUUCAUUUAGGAUAAGACCAAGAUGCAAACUUCAUGUCAACCAGAGUCUAACUCAAUAAAUAAAUUAAGUGGGAGAGAUACAAACAAAAAAUUUGGAAAAUGGUCAUUGCAAAAUUGGAACUUAGAGCUUACAUUUUUGCUAGCAAAUGUUUCAAAUGGAAACCUGGAAAACUUGGAAAUAUCAAUUAAUUUUCGGUCCAAAUUUGGUAUACACCCUGUAUUAAACUUGUAUUUCUGUACUUUUAGAACACCCUGUAUAAUAGGUUUAACAAAUUUUAUAUAAAUAAAAGUUUUAUAUGCUAAAAAAGAGAAGUAUAAGAGUACCUAUCCUACAAAUUAAUUUGCUAUAAUAAAUAUAAAAUAAAAACAAUUACAUUAUGCUACUAAUGCUAUAGUUAACUAAAUACUUGUCUAACAGUAUUUUAAUAAUUAUUCAACAUUAAUUUUCUUUGUUUUGAAAAAUGAUCAUAGCAUAUUGCAAAUUUAAAUUUUCAUCUGUUAUCAUAUAGUGUUUUAAAUAAAUAUAAAGUAAGUAAAAAUAUUUGAUUUUCUUUUUUGAUCUGGAGAGGAAAUAUAGCAAGCGCAUCACUGUUAUUUUUUAUCAAUGUGUCGAAAUUUUUACAUCUUCAGAGCUAUACAAUUAAAACGUUUUUCGAUUUCAUAUAAACUACAAAAUAAUAUCUCAACAUAUUUUUAACAACUACAAAAUCCUUCAAGUUAUGUACAAAAAAAACAGAAACAUUAAACAUAAUAUGUAGACAAAAAUUCAACAGAUUGAUUACGAGUGUAGAUGAGCUAACCUACAAAGUAUAUGUCAUUGUUACCCAAUGCCUACUGGCAUAAAGCAUUGCUUUAUAUCUACUGACAUAAGACCUACUUAUCUUUAGGUGCUUCAGAGCCUUCACACGCCUACGCUCGAGAUAAAGCGAUCGCUAAUUGGUUGAAAGAUUGCACCAAUCACAGCCGAUGAAAUAGAAUGUUGUGUUUAAAUGUAAUCUUGAUCUUAUUGUUUUAAUUUUACCGAAAUUUGUCAACAUGAAGGAAAUGAUGAAAUUACUGUUAAUUAUUUAAGUUAUAUACUGAAUUUUAUAUGAAAAUAAUGUUUUAACCAUAGUCGUCAACAGAGCUUCUCUAUAAAACGUGAUAAGCAAGUAAAUUAAAGCCUGAAAUAGCUCUAUAAAAAAAAAAUAACUUAGCACUAUUACCGACUAAAAUUUACUAACUUACUGAAACACCCUAUAUAUUUAUUAAAGAAACAGGUAGGUAGAAUACAUAUAUUUUAUUUUUUAUUUAAAAAUAUUACAAAACAUGAUUACCGCCAUGGUAACUUCAAUCAUUUCGUGGUUUUAAAAAUAUAAUGCAAUAGCAAUAAACUAAAUUAAUUUUAUUUCGCUUCCAGCAAAUCAUUUUCAUCUACACACUAAAAACCACAAUUUCUCUAACUGAUGAGUUAUAUAGAUUAAACAAUAAAAAGUUUUUCAUGUAUCUCAAAAACGACAAAUGUUUAUAUAAAAAAAUAUAUUAAAUUUAACAAGGAAUAUGCUCCUUCAUUUUUGACAUUUUUAUCAAAAGUUAUACCGUCAUGCUAGCACUAGCUAAUGGGCAUAUGUGAGGGGUCUGCCCCCACAGACCCUGGACCGAGAACAAGGACAGGUCAGAGAUUCCUAGGUAGGGCUAAAGAAAUGCAACGCAAGUCUGUAACUUGCUUCAACAUAGGCAACAGCAUAACAACCCGAAAAACCAUAAUAUUUUAAAUGUUAGAUACGAUCAUUAGACUCUGUAUUAUUGUGUAAAACCUAGUAUAGUAUGCAGAGACUGAAAUUUCAAAAGGACUUUUAGCUAUGAUAUUGUGGGAAGCAACUACUCUGCGAACUAAAGCCCCGACAGAUAAAAUUCAUCUGUAGAACCACGACGCCCAUUCGGAGACUUUUAAUUUAUUUAAUAUACAGAUACUCCACUUAAUUUUAGGAAUAAGAUCAAAUAUGCCCAUUAGCCUUAACACGGCUGUAUAACUUUUAAAUGAACAUAUUAAAAUGAGAAAAUUCAUUUUUGUGUGAUGGCUAUGAUCAUUUUCAAUUAAAAAAUUAUUUAAUGGCAAGGUAUUUUGAAGAAUUGUUUACUUGUUUCAAAGGUACCAUUAACAACUACAAAUAUCAAUAAAUAAUACACUUGUAAAACGCUGUAUUGGUACUAAAAAACGUUUAAAGUUACAAUUACUAACCUGUAGUAACAAUAUUACCUACAACGUUCUAAUGACUAAAAAUAGGCCUUCAUGAAAACCACCUGAAAACUGUAUCAUUACUGAAAAACAAAUACUUUCUCACAUGUUCAAUUCACAUGCAACAAACUACAUUCAAUCAACCGUAGAUUGUUGUAUUUCAAAACACAGAACACAUUAAACUAUUAGACCGUAGGGUAAGCCAGAAAUAAGUGCCAAAAUUUAAACUUCGUAUUUAACUCGCCAGAAGCAGCAACUUUUGUCCAAUAAUUUUUUUCC
Anoplophora glabripennis (Asian longhorned beetle) is the source of this 7913-nucleotide messenger RNA. It is a transcript of the gene Grip, whose product is annotated as glutamate receptor-interacting protein 2. The record is from RefSeq and is a predicted model, not a curated record. The transcript has 13 exons. Gene Ontology annotation, molecular function: protein binding. Bases 290 to 3145 code for a protein of 951 amino acids. Gene Ontology annotation, biological process: neurotransmitter receptor transport, endosome to postsynaptic membrane. NCBI's taxonomy places the organism in Eukaryota, Metazoa, Arthropoda, Insecta, Coleoptera, Cerambycidae.